Ricinus communis (castor bean) is the source of this 1845-nucleotide messenger RNA. RefSeq names its product proline-rich protein 4. The record is from RefSeq and is a predicted model, not a curated record. The transcript is spliced from 2 exons. NCBI's taxonomy places the organism in Eukaryota, Viridiplantae, Streptophyta, Magnoliopsida, Malpighiales, Euphorbiaceae. Bases 144 to 1556 code for a protein of 470 amino acids.
UCCCUCUCUCAGUUCUCUUCAAGCCUUACAUACAGAGGCUUAAGCUUCUAUACCUAUAGUUUGAUAGCUAAGUUCUUGAUUUUGUUUUUAUUUAUUAUCUAUUUCUUUCCCCUUAAUCUGAGGAGCCAUAGGCGUGGUUCCACAUGUGGAUUCGGCCCGUUUCCCGAGGAGCAUUUCUGUGCUUCUACUUAUCGUUAGUGUUGGCUGCAACCUUCUGCUAUGGCGAUGAGGGGAAUACAGUUGAGGUAGUUGGAAUAGGGGAAUGUGCAGACUGUGCAGAAAGCAACGUUAAGACUAGCCAGGCAGUUUCAGGGCUUCGCAUAACAAUUGAUUGCAAGCCAGAAAAUGGGGAGUUCAAAACAAGAGGAGUUGGUGAGCUAGAUGAAGAAGGAAGAUUCACAGUGGGUCUUCCUAGUCAUUUGGUAAAAAAAGGGAAACUGAAAGAAGAAUGCUAUGCUCAACUUCACAGUGCCUCAGCUGCACCAUGCCCUACCCAUAGUGGCCUCGAGUCGUCCAAGAUUGUGUUGAAGUCCAAAAACAAUGGAAAACACACAUUUGGGUUGGCAGGAAAACUGAGAUUUUCAUCAGUGACAUGCACUUCAGCUUUCUUAUGGCCUCAUUUCAAGUACCCACCACUACCCAAAUUCCCACCUUUGCAUAAGUGGAAAUUUCCCCCACUGAAAAACUUUGGCCAUCAUCCAUACCUAUUCCCUCCUAAGGUCUUCCCUCCAUUCCCUCCUAAGGUUUUUCCUCCCUUUCCUCCAAAGGUUUACCCUCCAUUUCCUCCAAAGGUUUAUCCUCCAUUCCCACCUAAGGUUUAUCCUCCAUUCCCACCUAAGGUUUAUCCUCCAUUCCCACCUAAGGUUUUCCCUCCUAAACCACUUCCACCACCAGUUCCAGUCUACAAGCCACCACCAAAGGAAUUCCCUCCACCAGUUCCAGUGUACAAGCCACCACCAAAGGAAUUCCCUCCUCCAGUUCCCGUCUACAAGCCCCCACCAAAGGUACUCCCUCCACCAGUUCCAGUCUACAAGCCACCACCAAAGGUACUCCCUCCACCAGUACCAGUCUAUAAGCCACCACCAAAAGUUUACCCUCCGCCAGUACCAGUCUACAAGCCGCCACCAGCACCAAUAAAGCCUCUUCCGCCACCAGUACCAACGAAAAAACCAUGUCCACCUGUCAAGAAACCUUUUCCACCUAAACCACCAGUUUACAAGCCAAAACCUAAGCCACCAGUCUACAAGCCGCCUCCUGUUCCUAUCUACACGCCAACACCAAAACCGCCAGUUUAUAAACCACCUCCUGUUCCUAUCUACACGCCGACACCAAAACCGCCAGUUUAUAAACCACCUCCGGUUCCGACCUAUAAACCCAAACCACCAACCUUUUACAAGCCUCUUCCUCCAAUCCCAAAAAUCCCUCCAUUUCACAAGAAGCCAUGCCCUCCUCUUCCUAAGCUUCCUCCAUUCCCCAAGAUUCCUCCAAAGUACUUCCACCACCCUAAGUUUGGAAAGAAGUGGCCUCCAUUGCCCCCCUUUUCUCCUAUCCAUUAGGGCUCUAGUGUACGCUUCCAAGUUUCAAGUAUAGGGUGUGAUCAAUAACAUUGGCUCUUUCUUGUUAAUUAUUUGAACUUUUACAGUGUGAAGUUUUUAAUGCCAGAAUAAAGCCUUAAAAAAGGUAGAGGAAAUUAAUUAAGUACGAGUGUUGUCAAUUUCAUACACUUAUUGUUAAUUAGCUUUAAAAAGGGUGGUUGAAUUACUAUUUUUCUUUUCAUUUGUAAUUUUGUUUGUCUUUCAAUGCUUACUGCAAUGUUUAUAAAUCUUCAUUUUCAUUUCUGUUUCA